AUUGGGUAUUUAAGACUCCUAUCUCCAUCUCCAUUUCAAAAAGAAAGAGAAAAUCCUUAUCUUCUCACUUAUCUCGAUUUUUCUCUCUCUCCCAAGCCCUAUAUUUCAAUAUCUCUACUUCUCUAUCUCUCUCUCACAUAACACCAAAUUCUUCGUUCUUACUCUGUACUAAAGCAAGAAAAUUCUUUCUUCUUUUUCUUCACUCAUCUAAAAUACAUGGCUAGAAAAGCAAAAGACUCUAGCACCUCCACUACCUCAACGAGACAAACUAAAACAGAAAAGAAAUCCCAAGUUCCUGAGAUCUCCAUCCUUACAUAGAAAUAUAAGAUGGUGCAACCUAGGGUUUUUUAUUGGAAGAUCUUUGGUGAUAGAGCUUUAAAGUUCAACGAAUGGUUCGAGUUUCAAGGUUGGGUUCCAUUUAUUCAGAGUAAUGAGAAAUUCUUUGAGGAGCUUACACUAGAAUUCUAUAUAUCAAUUAUGAAAGUGACAGAUGAACUGGUAUAGGUGAUCAUAAAUGGUGCGCCAAAGGAAAUCACUCCAACUCUGUUAGACAAAUUUCUAGUUUACUAGUGGAGAAGCAAAAAUUACUGAACACACCAAUGACAUAAAAUCCCUGGGUACGACAAGAAGAGAUUCAUUUAAGAACUGAGCCCAAUCAACCAACUCUUGGUGAGAAAGAUUGAGAAAGUGCUGAAAAUCUCAAGUUUUGCAGUUUCUGGAGCUCAACACGGGCGUGUCCAAGGCCAUGUUGGUAACACGGCCAGUUAUGCUGACCGUGUUAAUCAACACGGAUCGUGUUCUAUUUGCAGAAAAACAAAUUUUAAGGGGACACGUUCACAGAAGGUAACACGGCCAGUUAUGCUGGACCGUGUUGGCAACACGCCCCCGUGUUGUUUCAACACGGACCGUGUUCAAUUUACGAAAAAUUAAAUUAAAGAUGGACACGUGCACAGAAGGUAACAUGGGCAUUUAUGCCAGACCGUGUUGGCAACACGGCCCCGUGUUGCCUCAACACGGGUGUUUUCAUCAAACUGGUAAGUUAGCACGUUUAAGUUCAUUCAACACGGCCCGACUGUGCACUGAAUUCCUUUUGCUAAGGUACGCUUUCCUUAUUUUCCUCUAUUAUUAUUGGUUGUCGCUAAACAAUUGGCUCUGACAUAUUUUGUCAAUUCUGAGUGUGUCUGUUCUAUUUCGUUUGUUGGUUUGCCUUGUGAUGGAUUAUGACGAAUUUAGACUUGAUAUGGAUGAAUUGAGAAUUUAAUUGGUUAGCACCAUGGUUGCCAGUGUUGUGGAUUGAAUUUUCUUUGCAAGGCAUUGAACGGUUUAACUUUAUUGAGUUAAAUCGUUCGUUUUGUCCAUUUUAUGCCGUUAUGCUGCCAAAAUUUCGUUGAUCCUUAGCACUAAAAAUUUCUUUUUCAGGUACCAUGUCCACUAGAUGAGGAUCAGGAGUUUACAAGAGGAGGCGAACCGAUGGUUCCUUUUCCUCUCGAUCUUCAGGCGCUGCACCGACUAGUUCAGGCCCAGUUAGACCACCGCAGCGCCAUAGAUUCCUACUUUUCCACGGGCAGCCCACCUUCGAGCAAAGAUACCAGUCGAUGAGGCACAAAAAUUUGGGAAAGGGGCGUAGGAUAGACUGGCCAGCACUAGAGACCAUCGGACUUGCAACUGCAGUCCGCCGAUACCUUGAGACACCCCCGUUUUAGCUUUUCUUUGAGAUAGUUGAGCCGACGUAUAGGGAGUUGACUGUGGAGUUUGCUAGCACUUUCUUUCUGCAGAGCCAGUUGCGGGACUUUCAGUAGCCGGAUGCUAUUAGUUUCAGACUAGCAGAGCGGACUUUCACGAUGAAUGUACAGCAGUUUGGGGUACACUUGGGUUUGUGGACUGAGGAGGAUGUAGCUGGGGAGGUAUAUAGUGGCUGUAUACACACCACAUAUCUGCAGAUGUGGGCUGAGAUUUCUGAUGACGCUGAGGGGUACAGUGCCAGCCAGUCCAAGGCGUCUAACUUGCCUGAGGGACAUCGGUACUUGCAUGCAUAGCUGACUAGGACCAUCUCUAGCAGGGGAGACAGCGGUGGUGUAGUAACCCAGCCGGACCUGUUUAUACUUUACGGCAUGCACCAGAGCCAGUCAGUCGACAUGGGAUACUGGUUGGCCAGACAGAUCAGUGCCUUCUGUAACAACUCAAAGAAAGUAUUUUUCUGUUUUGGGACUUACAUUACUCGCUGGCUAGGAGCUUAGGGGUUUUGGAGGAGGCAGUUCCACACUUGACAAAGCUGGGGGUGAUGGAGACUUUGGGACUUCCCCAGUUGGUUAGUAUAGGGAUAGUGACUCGUAGGCGGGGUCCGCUAGGACCAGAGUAUAGACUGAGGAGUGCUCUCUUGGCAGCACGCGGAGAGGAGCGACCUGGCCCACGAGCCCUUGGUACACAGGAUGUUCCACCUCCUUCUUCUGAUAUUCCAGAGUCUUCCUCCAGACCGUCUACUCCAGCUCCUUCUGGGUCUUCUUCAGCUGUUUUAGGAGUCUCCCCUAUUGAAUUUAGAGAGCUGCAGCUUAGAGUGCAGAGGUUGGCAGAGGAGCAGCAGCAGCACUUCAUUCGAGUAGAGGCUUUUCAGCAAGACCUUUUACAGUGUCAGGCUGAGUUUCAGAGCCAGAUGAUGGCUCAGUUUGAGAGGCAGAGGGUUAUGCUUCAGGCCCUGAUUGAGCAGGGAGGUAGGUUAGAGGCCUCUAUGGCCACUAAUAUUUUUGAUGAUAUUUUUGCUACAGAUUAUGCCCCUGCCAGUCCGCGGAGCCGGGUUCCAGUACAGAGCCAUUUUGACAUCCCUCUAGCGGAUGAUCCAGCUGACCCUUCUUCUCCAACUGAGCAUCCUUCACCAGAGCAGCCUGACGAGCCUCCUACCGACACUGUUCCUGCUGACCCACCAGCUCCUGCAGGUGACACUACUUCCGACCCUCAGCGAGUAGCCACUCCUCCACCACAGACUAGCCAGCGCCCUGAUAUCCCUGAUGAUGCACUUCUUUUCCCUCCGGAGCCAUAGUCAGGACAGUAUUAGUUCUUUUUCCUUUUUCAUUUCUUAUAUUGUUUUUUUUUUUUGUACACUGAGGACAGUGUGUCCUUCAAGUGUAGGGUAAAUGAUAUUUAUAUACACU
Ricinus communis (castor bean) is the source of this 3146-nucleotide messenger RNA. RefSeq lists its product as uncharacterized. Lineage: Eukaryota; Viridiplantae; Streptophyta; Magnoliopsida; Malpighiales; Euphorbiaceae. Bases 2282 to 3034 code for a protein of 250 amino acids. The transcript is spliced from 2 exons. The record is from RefSeq and is a predicted model, not a curated record.